AUGGCCAGCGCAACAGUCUCCUACGCAUGGGCGUUUGAUGUUCAUGGCUUUGAAGCUCGGUCGGAGUCAGUAUCGGACAAUCCUGCACCGCCAUCGAAUGGAAAUGGUGUUGUUCAAUUGGAGCAGAGCGCGAAAAGCACAGCAUUUGGUUGUUUGGCAGAUGCAUUGGAUUCCGCGCGUGUCCAAUUAAACGAUAUUGUAACAUGUUGGAAGGAUGCCGUUGGGCGUGAAGAAGACUCUUCUAUGGGGCGCAGUAACCAAGCAUCUGCACCGUUGGACAAUGAAGAGGGCGAGGAGACGGGAGAAGAAGAAGAGGAAGAGGAAGAGGAAGAGGAAGAGGACGAAUAG
Messenger RNA from Malassezia vespertilionis, 348 nucleotides. RefSeq lists its product as uncharacterized. Bases 1 to 348 code for a protein of 115 amino acids. The record is from RefSeq and is a predicted model, not a curated record. NCBI's taxonomy places the organism in Eukaryota, Fungi, Basidiomycota, Malasseziomycetes, Malasseziales, Malasseziaceae. The transcript has a single exon.